AUGCUUUUCAAUCGUUUUUGGUUUCUAACAGCAAUUGUGCUGUUAUUUAAAAAUGUAAUCUGUGAAGAUUUCGUACCUCCAAUUUCAUGGGAAAAUAAAGAAUUUAAAAAGACUAUUGAAUUAGAAACUUCUUUCACCGUUGAAAAUUUAGAAUUAACUAUUAUUAAUAUAGAUUCCCAACCUGUUACUCAAUAUUUCUUACCAAUUCCUUCUGAUAUAGUACCAAUGAUUUCAAUGUUUACCGCUGCUUAUAUAUCUGAAGAAUCCUUUAUUCAAUGUAUGAUUGUUCCAGGUGUUCAUCAACUAGCAGACGGAACAGAAGUUAGUUAUGGUGUUAUUCAAUUUGAAUCUCCUGUUGCUCCAGGUGAAGAAAUUGCUUUAUUUGCUAAGAUUCAUUAUGCUUUAAAUGGUACUCCAUCUCCUGAAGAAAUUGGUAUGGAUGAUACUCAAUCUUUAAUGUUAACAGUUAACAGAUAUCCAUUAUCUCCUUAUGUUUCAAAGACUGCUACUAUUGAUAUUGCAGGUGCAGAAGAUUUUAUUGAAUUAACUCCAGCUGAUAACGAUAAUGAAUCAGGUAUUCUCUUAACUAAUCAAUUUAAAUAUGGUCCAUUCCAUAACGUUCCAGCUUUUCAAGUUUCUUGGGCCAAUAUUAGUUAUCCAGUAGAUUAUCCAUUAAUCACCGUGACUGAUUUAAAGAGAGAUAUUUGGAUCUCUCAUUGGGCUCAUACUGCUGAAUUUCAAGAAUAUUAUGAAAUUAUUAAUGAAGGUGCUAAAUUAAAGAAUGGUUUCAAUAGAGUCGAUUUCAUGAAAAGAGUUCAAAGAACUGAAGGUAAAGGUGGUAAUUUCAUUGGUGUCCUUGGUUUAUCAAUGACUGAAAAUAGUACUGAUGCUUAUGUUACUGAUAAAGUUGGUAAAGUUUCUUCGGUUAUGCGUGAAGAAAAUAAAUUAUUAGUUAAACCAAGAUUCCCUGUCUUUGGUGGUUGGGCUUAUAAUUUCACAGUUGGUUGGACUAACACUUUAGAAGAUUUCUUACAUAAUUCUGGUACUGAACAGGAUUCCUUCGUUAUUGCUUUACCUGUAUUAAAUGGUCCUCCUGAUACUAUUUACAGAAACGUCGAAGUUUCCGUUAUUCUACCAGAAGGUGCUGACGUCUUAGAUGUUGGUUCUCCAUUACCUUUCGCUAACGCUACUGUCUCUCGUGAAUAUUCUUACUUUGACUUAGCUGAUGGUCAUGCUAAAUUGACUUUCUAUUACAGUAAUUUAAUCUCUGAAUUUGGUACUGGUGAAUUAGUCGUCAAAUAUAGAUUCAACACUUCCUCUUUAUACCAAAAGGCUUUGUAUAUUUCUUACUACGUCUUUGGUGGUUUGAUGACUUUCUUCGUCCUAGCUAACUUAAACUUAAACAUCAAAUAA
Maudiozyma saulgeensis is the source of this 1413-nucleotide messenger RNA. The record is from the annotation of a GenBank genome assembly. Lineage: Eukaryota; Fungi; Ascomycota; Saccharomycetes; Saccharomycetales; Saccharomycetaceae.